AUGGACGCCUCGCACCGGGCGGCGAAGCUGGCGGCCUCCAGCCACCAUACCCCGGUUGAUCCCAACAGUGGGGCGCGGGUCGCCCAGUACGAAACGGAAAAUCUCAUAGAGGCCCUGGCGGCGGCGGCGGAGGAGGAGGCGGCGGCGGAGGAGGAGCAGGGGAAGGCGGUGCCGUCGGCGCGGGCGUCGGCUGAUUUUAAUACCAACUCUUCUGGCACGGAUGAACAUGCACGUAUGAGCCUAGAGGACAUGGUGAACUUUUCUGACAUAUACCACUCUAAUGCAGAGUAUUUCAGGAAACUAGAAGAGCUGAAGGCUGCCCAUGUGGAAACUAUGGCAAAGUUAGAGAAAAUGUACCAGAAUAAAUUAAAUUUAAAGGGAGUUCAGCCAGUGAUCAUCAGAGAAAAUGCUCCUAGUGUCUCCUCCAGAUCUGUAUCAGAAAAAGACUCGUACCCCCCUGUCUCUUUAAUGUCAUCGCUUUCGGAGCCCGAUUUAGGCCGGUCUUCCUCCUUAUAUGCAUCUUCCUCUGAGGAUGAGAUGUCCAACCUAGAAAAAGAUUAUCCCGGGAAAAGCAGGAUGAUGACCUAUGCCAAGGAGCUCAUCAACAACAUGUGGAAAAACUUUUCUGUUGAGGAUUAUAUUCAGUCUGAUGAUGCUGACUUCCCAUCAAUUGAAAAAAGAAGGAAGAAACCAAAAGAAUGGGUGCCAAAGAUUACAGUACCUGAGCCUUUUCAAAUGAUGAUUAGAGAGCAAAAGAAAAGAGAAGAGAACAUGAAAUCCAAGUCAAACAUUGAAAUGGUACACAAACUAUUGAAAAAGGAAGAAGAAGAUGCAGAAUGUCGGAAGAAAUUCCAAGCCAGUCCUGUUCCUGCGUAUGUCUUUCUUCCCCUUUAUCAUGAGAUAGUCAAGCAAAAUGAAGAGCGGAGGAGAGCCGCAAAGGAGAAGAGCAAAGAAGCUCUUUUGGCCUCACAAAAGCCAUUUAAGUUUAUUGCAAGGGAGGAACAGAAGCAAGCAGCCCGGAAAAAGCUAAGAGACUUUUUUAAGCCUAGAAAGAAAACAAAUAGAUUUAAAGCCAGGCCUAUACCUCGAUCUACUUAUGGUCCAACGGCCAGUGACAGAGUCAAAGAAGAAGAGCUGAUCAGAAGCAUUAGGACGCAGCUGAGGGCCCAGAAGCUUCCACAGAAUUCAUCCCUUCAGCCGUCUAAGCCGGCUCACAGAAGCCUGGCUACAGGGAAACUCAAGUGUCCUGAAAAGGUGAAGUGUAAGUGCAAGGUCAAAUGUCACACUCCUGGUGUUGAAAACCUUCCUGAGAAAUGUCAGAAACACCUCGUAGAAGAUAAGUGUUCAGAACUCUUAACAGCCUGUGAACCAUUCGAUCUUCAUGCAUCCUCAUCCUCUAAAAGAGAGAAAAUUUUGGCAGACAUUAAAGCAGAUGAAGAAAAUUUAAAAGAAACACGUUGGCCUUAUCUGUCUCCAAGGCACAAGUCACCAGUAAGAACUGCAAGUUCAAAGCCUGUGCCUUGUAACUGCAACCCUCCAAGGCCCACAGUGUCUUCCAGAGAAAGAGAACAAGCCAUCAGGAGAUCACUUGAGGAAAAGAAAAUGUUGGAACAAGAGAGAAAUCGGCUCCUAACUAAGCAGAAGCAAAGAUUGAAAGACUUGCAGAAACUACUGACAACCCGGGCUAAGGCUUAUGACUCGCAUGAAAGUUUAGCUCAGAUGUCUAAAUGCAGAAUAAAAUCUCUCAGAAGGAGUGAAAAGGAAAGGAUGAGAGAAUACCGACAAGAACUAGAAGAAAGAGAAGAAAAACUAAAAAAGAGGCCUCUACUGUUUGAAAGAGUUGCUCAGAAAAAUGCAAGAAUGGCAGCAGAAAAGCAUUAUUCUAACACCCUAAAAGCACUAGGAAUAUGUGAUGAGUUUGUUUCAAAGAAAGGCCAGAGUGGAAACAUACUUGAGUACUUCAGCGAUCAAGAGAUGAAGAGGUUCGCUGAAGAUAAAGAAAGCUUUAAUGAAGAAAAAAUAGAAGAAAGAGAGAAUGGGGAAGAAAAUUAUUGUAUUGAUGCCAACAGCCAGGAUUCUUGCCAGGAAAAAGAUGAAAUCAAUGAAGAAAGUGGGGAAGAGACUUCUGUUGAAGAAUAA
Trichechus manatus latirostris (Florida manatee) is the source of this 2139-nucleotide messenger RNA. RefSeq names its product FAM161 centrosomal protein A (gene FAM161A). Gene Ontology annotation, biological process: cilium organization. The record is from RefSeq and is a predicted model, not a curated record. NCBI's taxonomy places the organism in Eukaryota, Metazoa, Chordata, Mammalia, Sirenia, Trichechidae. Gene Ontology annotation, cellular component: ciliary basal body; photoreceptor connecting cilium; cilium. The coding region runs from base 1 to 2139 and encodes 712 amino acids. The transcript is spliced from 7 exons.